GACGAAAGCGGCGCCGCCUCCUGAGCCUCGGCCGGAGCAGCGCAUGCGCGGGAUGGGGCAAGAUGGCGGCGCCCACGGAAGCAGGAGGUUUGGCUGCGCUGGGUGCCCGGGAAGCCGCCGCCGCCGCCCAGGCGCUCUCGCUGCCGGCCGAGGCCUUCGGGAACGACCCCAGCGUGGAGAUGGUGUGGGCCAUGAAGGCCUUCCAGCACGCCGAGGUCUACUUCAACCUGAUUUCUUCUGUUGACCCCAAAUUCCUGAAGCUUACCAAAGUCGAUGACCAGAUCUAUGCCGAAUUCAGGAAGGCCUUUAAGGACCUUGGAAUUGGUGUGCUUGACCCAGAGGACCUUAAAUCUGAACCUGCCAAAGAGAAGUGGCGCCCAUUUUGCUUGCAGUUUGAUGGGAUAGUCGAAGACUUUAAUUACGGCACUCUCCUAAGGUUGAACUGCAGUCAAGGAUACACAGAGGAGAAUACAAUAUUUGCCACCAGGAUCCAGUUCUUUGCCGUUGAAAUAGCCCGUAACCGAGAGGGCUACAACAGCGUUGUUUAUGACAGUGCGAAGAAAGCCAGCUCACACACAGGAGUGUCCAGCUCUGGGUGACAAGACCGUCUGCUUUUCCAGUCAAGGCCAUUCGUUCAAAAGAAAAAGGGGUCUUAGCUUUGCUGCAGGGUCGGCUCUAGCUGAGCAACUGACUGUUCCUGUUUCUAGCCAAAUGCAAAAGUACAACUGCUGCUGGAAUCCUGUUCAGUGCCAAAAUGACCUCCAUGGUGGACAGAAUUAUGUAUUUUGGGGGCUCAACUGCAGCAACUGGCUCCUGUAACUUUAAGUGACUGAGCACAGUGCCAAUAAAAAAUAACCCAUGAAAAUUGGCAGUAGAAGUGAGUUCUAAUGGAACCUGAUUUUCCUACCCUCUUUCAGUAGCACACAAAAUACUGGAAUUAAUACAGCUUCUUCCAGUAUGAAUGUUGAGACUUUCUGUAGAGUCUAAGGUAAACAUUAAAGCUACCUGCAGGACUCUAGCUGGCAUUUGUCAAGACAAAGCAAGCAACUCUCUGCAAUUAAGCCUCAAUCAUGCAGGCACAAGAAGACUUUCCUCAGGAUGAUUUACUUCCAAGUAAACAUAUGGGAUCAAAUUCCUUUUUCUAACAAAAGUACAGUAACCACACUGUAACUGUAACUUAGCAAAGGAUAGCUUUACCUAAUGCAACAGUCACUGUUUUGGUUACUUUCCUGGUUAAAGUGGUUUGGCUUAGGUUCUGUCUACAUAAUGGCUGAAGUUGCAACUAAAGUUGGCCUAGUUGAGUCAGUGGGAUUUAUGGAGGGGCUGACUCACCCACCCUCACUGAUUCAAUGGGCCUACUCUAGUGUUACUUACUAUACAAAGCAGAAGAAUUUCAGCCAGUGUUUUUAGAAUCCAGAGAGUAACUAUAUCAGUUACUUUGACAAAUGAGACAGUUAACUGUAGAUAGCUACUUUGCUGAGCCUUAUAACUAGCUGAUUCUUUUUAAAAACGAUGUGCUUUUUCCAAGGCUGGUAAUGAGAUUGCUUAAAUAAAAUACUGCUACAACCUGUCAUCCUUCUCUUUA
Pogona vitticeps (central bearded dragon) is the source of this 1585-nucleotide messenger RNA. It is a transcript of the gene PBDC1, whose product is annotated as polysaccharide biosynthesis domain containing 1. The record is from RefSeq and is a predicted model, not a curated record. Gene Ontology annotation, cellular component: cytoplasm. NCBI's taxonomy places the organism in Eukaryota, Metazoa, Chordata, Lepidosauria, Squamata, Agamidae.